This is a messenger RNA of Rhizophagus irregularis DAOM 181602=DAOM 197198, 1168 nucleotides long. RefSeq lists its product as uncharacterized. The record is from RefSeq and is a predicted model, not a curated record. Gene Ontology annotation, cellular component: division septum. Lineage: Eukaryota; Fungi; Glomeromycota; Glomeromycetes; Glomerales; Glomeraceae. Gene Ontology annotation, biological process: division septum assembly.
UUUACUUUUUUUUUUUUAUCGUAAUUAUUUAUUAUUAACCUGAACAUUUUUCUCUUUUCUUUAUAAUGAAAGAACUUAUUGAAAAUGUUCCAUCAAAAUCAGAUUAUAAAAAAAGAAGUGAAAAAGUAUGUUUUUCAUAUCCAGGAAACCAAAAUCAUUUUCAAACAGGAUAUUAUGGAAUAGAUGCGGAUGUUUCAAUUGCUGGAACUUUACACAUAAAAUUUUCUUCAUCAAAACCUUUAUUAGCAACUAAAAUUGAGCUCAUUUUAAAAGGAUACGAAAAGGUUGAAUGGGUAGAGACUUAUGGGAAAACAACUAUAACAUAUAGUGCAAAUGACGUAUUUUUAAAUCAACCAUUACAAUUAUGGAAGACAUCAGAUCCUAAUGGAGAUUAUGAAAAAAUUCAAAUUAUGGAUAUACCUUUUGAAAUUAAAUUGCCAGAGAAUUUACCACCUUCAAUUAAAAUUGAUCAAGGUGAAGGGAAAAUCAAUUAUAAAUUAAUUGCUAAUAUUAGUCGUAAAGGAAAUUUAUGGAAAUUUAAAAGAUCUGAAAAAUGUGUUGAAUUAUCCAUUAAUCUUGAUAAAUAUUUUCUUCCUCCAACUGAUUUAAAUCCAUUUAAUUGGUAUCAAUUUAAUGAUUCUGAAGCUAUAUCCCGUGGAUUAGGGUAUAAUAUUACAUUGGAAAAUUCUAUUGGAGGUCCAAAAAUACCUUUUAUUAUAAAUUCUAUAUUGAAAUUUUAUAAUCAAGAUUUUAAAAUUACGAAAAUAUUUUUUGGUAUUAAAGAAUAUCACAAAUUAUCAACUAAAGCAAAUUCCAAAAAAUCAUCAUUUUAUAUAGUAGAAAAAAAUAUUAAAAGAGAAGAAAUUUAUUCAAAUUAUAAUGAUGAAGUUAAAUUACAAACUGAAUUAGAAAUUCCUGAGUGGAUUGAAAAAAAUAAAAAAAAUCCUUGUUGGGAUAUAAAUGAUAGAAAACAUAUUAUUGUUAGUCAUAAAGUUAAAAUUAAAAUUCAUUGUGGGGGAAUAUUUACUAGUAAUAUUAAAUUAGAUAAUGAAGUUGAAAUUAAACAUUUUAUAUUGGAAAAUCAUGGAUGAAAAAAAAAUAAUUGGCUGCGUAAAAAAUUGUUUCGUGUCAUAUAAUUCACGAUGUUCUAUAAAGUCGCAUCUAUAUG